CAGAAUCUGUUUUACCGCGACGACAUUAGCUUGGUUCCGUCGCGUCGCGUGUUUGAAAUCUCACACCUAAAAAAAAUUACAAUUAGACAAUAAAAACACGAAUAGUGCUCUGGGAGAAGGUAAAAAUGUGUAGAAUACCAACAUGAACUAACCGUAACGUGCAAAUUGCUAUCGUUAUUGCUGCUGUUGUCUUUUAAAAUCAUCGUUCUUGCAGGAAAUGAUUGACUUGAAAUGGGUGGUGGUGGUGUUGGUGGCGAUGGUGAUGGUGGUAAAGGUGGCUGAAAUGACAGAAUAUUGUACUUAUCAACCAGAUGAGAGCAACCCUCCAGCGAAGCCUGAUGUGGCCCUGCAAUACACCGCCAAGACGGAAUACGUGCAGGAUGCGACGGGGCUUGGCGGGCUGAACAUCACUCUCGUGAUGUAUAAUGAGUGGGUGUAUGACGCUCCGAGGAACCGAAUUGCUCUCCGCACGUAUAACAAAUAUGCCAAGAAACUUCAACUGAUGGACUGGAACACCAAACAGUUGCUUAUCAUGAGGGCCUCAAAGGAAGCGGGCAAAUUUGAGGACUGCAUUGUGAACACCAUAAGCGAAGCCUCGGUGUUAUUCCCUCCGAUCUUCGGGACUGGCAGUGAUCUGUCCCCUGAGCACAUCCCUGAUCCCGGCGUGCCUCUGGGUAUCUUCAACUGGACCAUCGCACACUACAAAGGGAACUACAACAGACGGUCUAUUUCAAGUUACCGUUGGGAGUGGUGCGGGCUGACGGAAUAUGAGACAGAGAUGAACACAGAGAAGAUAUCCAUGGCUACUUACUGGAGUGUUCCCGGAUGGAAGCUACCCAUACCCUCACAUGAGAACCUGUCAGUGCCCCUGGGUUGGGAGAUAAUCGAGUGGGGCAAGGAUGUAACGGACUUUCAUUCCACGACAAGCACCAAUAUCAUGUCAUUUGAACCGGGCCUUGUUGACGAGCUGGCUUUUCUGAUCCCCGAGGAUGUGUACUGCCCCUACAUGAUCCCCCUCGCAGGCCACCCGUUCCCAGACCACUCCCAGGAACACUUUUUCUCCUUCAGCCUGGAAUUCAGAGAGACGGACUCUAAAACCUUCAAAUGGGCUGACACUUGGUAUGACUUCGCCAAGAAACUGUACCGCGUGGAUCAUGAUGUGGCCCUACCAGGUGGCGACCCCCGCGCCUCCAGCAAGGCAAGCACCAUCAGCAACACCACCACUACCACCUUGCUACUAGAUUACAACGAUGGCGUUGCUUUCGAGUUUGUACCGGGAUCUCCUGAGGAGUGUCAGGUCUACUUGAUAAGCAGAACCCCGGAUGACUGGUCUGAUCUGACGGGCUUGACUCACCUCUGGGGCGAUACUCCAGACGCCUUCUUCGGGACUAAUCUCACCAACUACACCUACUACGGCCCGGGGAUGGACCGCUUCAUGGAGACUGAUGGCUGGCGGGGACUGAGAUCAGACUGGCCGCCCAAUGCACUGGAGACCAACCACAGUGGAAUGUUGUGGCAGUGGUCCUUCACUAACAAAAAUGUCACUAUUAUCACAGAUUUUGGAGACCACAUAUUUGUAGAGAAAGCAGUGCCUGUCGGAGUGCGCAUCACCGCCCAGAAGGAUAUCAACACGACGGAGGGAGCAAUACCUAAGGGCUACUCCAUCCUGUACUCCUUGUAUGACUUCGAGGUCUCGGCGGCGGGCAAGAAUGUGGAGUUCGAUGGCGUGAGGACCUUCGACGCCUACCAGUGUUACUCCCCCAACUGGAGAGACAACCUGAGAUUCAGGCUGGACGUCUCCUCGUGGCCUGAGGUGGUGAACAAGACCCUGCUCACCUCCAUCUACCUUAAUGAGUACUGGCAGAUCACCUUGGCGGACAAUGGGAGGGUGUCACCGUUCAGGAUUACUCGGGUACAGACCAUUGUCGAGGAAGCAAACGAGGUAUGGGUGAAAUUUACCUUGCUGUACCGUCACUGGCGUAUCGGGGAACUCAACUCAACGCUAUUCAAAAACAUGACGACUGGGGAAGAGGCAAGAUCCUAUUUGACGUCAGCGGUGAACAACGGUGACAUCGUAUACGUAGGACAGAGACCGAAUGAAGAGCUCUUCGUACUCAAGGCAGUCCCAGGCUCACUUACUACAGUUGCCGAGCCUGAAUGCACCACCACCACCACCACCACCACCACCACCAGCACCACCAGAACCACGGCCACUACCAAGCCUGGCCAUACAACGACUCCGCACCACAAAACCACACCCACAACGACUCCUGCAAAUACUGAAACGACUACUACACCUGGCGGAGGUGGUGGUGGUGGUGGUGGACAGACGCUGUACACUCCAGGAGAUCUCGCCGGGCUGGGAAUCGGCAUGCUACUGAUGGGGUUUGCCUUCGGCGCCGGCGGCACCUUCCUAGUGGUGGUGAAGGGCGUGCACCACACCCUCCUCCGCCUGUGCUCCAAGGAAUGAGGGCUGCCGGUGAAAGGCCUGUGCACGGGGCGGUGAGGGGCGGGUAGGAAGGGACGAGAGAGUGAUGCUUUUAUUCUGUUAUUCUGAAACACUUCUGCGCCGCAUUUCCUAAAUCCAAAAGGCUCUAGUUGAAGUGACACGGGUUUUUAAGGCUGUUUUUACGGUUUUAGUUUCAGAUUAACAAGAUUUCUACAUCAUUAAUAGGAGAGACGCUCUUGAGAAAAUAAUGGAGAUGAGGUUGUGCGUGAUUUUAAAGGUGUUUUUACGGUUCUAGUGGCAGAUUAGCGAGAUUUUUACAUCAUUAACAUGAGAGACACUCUUGAGAACCCUGCUCAUCAUUUUUGUGGCCUUUGAAAAUAGUAGAGGUGAGAGAGCAAAGCGUUUCAGAAUACUGGCCUGAGUGAAGCUGUUAUGAGAGGUGGGAUCAGUGAGAAGUGUUUAGCAUUCGAAUCAGGUAAUGAGACAGCAUGUAAAGAUUCGUACGAAGUAGAAAAUGUUUAAAUAAAAAGACUCACUGUGGCUAGUGCCAUCCAGCAACACCCUUCCCUCUCUUCCCUUCCCUUCCCUUCCCUUCUCCUUUCCCUUCUGUUCCCUUCACUUCCUUUCACUUUCCUUUCCUUCCCUUCCCCUCCUUUCUCUUCUCUUCUCCUCCCUUCCCUUCCUUUCCCUUCCCUUUCCUUUCCUUUCCUUCCCUUCCCUUCCCUUCCCUUCCCUUCCCCUCCUCUCUCUUUUCUUCCCUUUCUCCUCCCUUCACUUCCCUUCUCUUCUCUUCUCUUCUCUCUUCCUUCACUUCUCUUCCCUUCUCUUCCCUUCCCUUCCCUUUCCUUCCCUUUCCUCCUCUUCUCCUCCCUUCCCUUCCCUUCCCUUCCCUUCUCUUUCCUUACCUUACCUUACUCUAUUUUAUCAUCUUUUUCCCUUUCCUUUCCCUUUCCUUUCCUUCAUUUCUUUACCUUCUCCUUCCCUUACCUUCUCUUUCCCUCCCCUGGACAAGCGUGCUUUCGUGGAAUUCUGAGAGAUAAAUUGUGAUCGGGUAAUUAAGGAAAUGAGGUAAUUGCGCCGUGCAGUGAAGUUAAGGUCAGUAAUUAUAAUGAGGUGGAGUGUUGGAACCCUUCACGGCGCACGAGGAGACGGCGCCGUGCGAUUCAGGUGAAGAAAAAAAGGUUAGUGUUGAUAAAAGAUGCAAGUUUGUUUGGGUUUUGAAAUUUGGUUGGGUUUUGAAAUUUAGCGGACUACGAAGUGAUGAAACGUAAAUGUGAGUUAAGAUUUAUGAGAAAAAGAGAGUAAGUAAAUGAAUAAAUAGUUGGACAAAGAAAAAAUCACGUGAAGAAUAUAAAUUUCAGAUGGUAAGCAAAGGAGUAAAAAAGAAAAGAAAAAAAUUGAGGUCUGGCGUGAUUUCUUGGUAAAAAAAAAAAGAAUGAAAGUUAAGAAUUAAAGCUGUAAAAUAUGAUAGAAAGGAGAUAAAAAAAAUGAAAUAAAAGUGUGAAGUCUGUGAUUUCUUGGCAAAACAAACUGAAAAUAUGAAGGAAAAUCAAUCAAGAAUUAAAAAAAUAAAGUAAAAUAGAAAAAAAAAAAAAAAGAGACGCAUAAACUGAUUGGAGCUACGCAGAAUAAAGGUUACCAUCAUCCUGCUGCUAUCGAACAUUCCUCAUGCCAUCGAGUGCAAGUCUUGUCUCCGUGUGUGAUGGUAAUAAAACUGUGAGGCAAACACCGAAAACAAUCCAAUAACAAAACAAGCCACUUAGAUACAUACAUGAUUCUGUCUGGAUUCCUGUACGUUUGCGUGUAUAUAUGUGUGUGUGUGUGUGUGGUACUGUCCAAGGCCAACAAAAGUUUAUAUAAAGAGCGUCAGUCGUCAAAGAAAAAUCCCAAAAUGAUUAUCAAAAAUUGUAUGUCAGUAUGUAAUCUUCCACAGUGUAAUCGCUGAAGUGUAAUUACUCAUGAUAUGUAAUUAGUCAUGUAGAUUACCCAAGCUUAUUGUUAUUUAUCUUCAGCUUAUACUUAUUUUUGGUUGCUUAUUGUCAUGUUCUAACAAAUAAAGGAUUUGUGUGUGUAUGCA
Messenger RNA from Scylla paramamosain (green mud crab), 4526 nucleotides. RefSeq lists its product as uncharacterized. NCBI's taxonomy places the organism in Eukaryota, Metazoa, Arthropoda, Malacostraca, Decapoda, Portunidae. The transcript has 17 exons. The record is from RefSeq and is a predicted model, not a curated record. The coding region runs from base 218 to 2470 and encodes 750 amino acids.